Ramularia collo-cygni is the source of this 1533-nucleotide messenger RNA. Its product is annotated as related to putative tartrate transporter. NCBI's taxonomy places the organism in Eukaryota, Fungi, Ascomycota, Dothideomycetes, Mycosphaerellales, Mycosphaerellaceae. Gene Ontology annotation, molecular function: biotin transmembrane transporter activity; dethiobiotin transmembrane transporter activity; solute:proton symporter activity. Gene Ontology annotation, biological process: biotin import across plasma membrane. The record is from RefSeq and is a predicted model, not a curated record. The transcript has 2 exons. The coding region runs from base 1 to 1533 and encodes 510 amino acids. Gene Ontology annotation, cellular component: membrane.
AUGGCUACAGUGGAAGAGAGUCCGGAGAUUCACAAAGGCCUUCGUGAAUCCAACGCCGCCGAGCCACGCCAGGAAACUGAUUCCAUCGACCACGAUGUUGAAGACCACGAUUCCGUGCAGAGGAUGCGGAAAGUCUACCGCAAACUCGAUCGACGGAUCAUUCCCCCGUUCUGGCUCCUCUACUUCCUCUGCUCAGCCGUACGAUCAAAUGUCGGACUGGCCCAAACGAUGAACAUCCCCGAAGGACAUAAUCUCGGAGCGAAGCUCAAUCUCUCACCACAUCAAGUCUCCACAGGUCUGGCUCUGUUCUAUGUCUCCUACGUAGUCUUUGAAGUGCCUUCCAAUUUGGCCAUGUCGAAACUCUCGCCUUCGGUCUGGCUGGCUAGGAUUGUGAUUAGUGUGGGAAUCAUUGGGACUGCGAUGGUGGGGAUGCAUGAUGCUGCUGGGUAUUAUGUCCUGAGACUUUUGCUUGGUGCUGUUGAGGCCGGCAUGURGCCUGGUAUGUCUCUUUAUCUCACCUUGUUCUAUCCUACGAGGAGAAUGGCGAAGAGGGUUGGGUGGUAUUUUACUGCCUCGCAACUUUCUGCUGCUGUUGUGGGAUUGGUGAGUGCGGGAUUUCAGAAGAUGGAUGGUGAUGGUGGACUUGUUGGAUUCCAAUGGAUGUUCUUGUUGUGGGGUCUUGUUACUUUGGUGUUUGGGUUCAGUCUGAUUUGGUGGCUGCCCGAUCGACCUCUUCCUCCAGGCCAGGAACGGAAACCCAGUUGGUGGAACAAAUGGCUACUGAAACCGAAGCCGGCAUUGUCUGGUGAUGAUGCUGUUCUGCAUUACAAGGACCUCAGCCAGGCCUAUCAUAAUACCGAAUGGACAUUACGGGAUCUUCUGGCAGUCUUGCUGGACUGGCGGUUCUGGCCUUUGCUAGUCAUGUAUUUUGGUGUGGUUGGCGUCGGGAAUGGAGUCCAAAGCUACGGCACUGUGAUCUUGAGAUCUAUCAAUCCUUCGUUCACUGGCGUUGAAUUGAGUCUGUUGUAUGCUCCAAUAUGGAUAUGCGACCUCUUCGGCAUCCUAGCAAUAACCCCUAUAAGCGACCACUUUCACAAACAACGAGCCAUCUGGUUCAGCAUCCCUACAGCCCUCCAAAUAGCAGGCCUUCUCAUCUCCACCUACGCCGGAAGCUCCGACUCAGCAAGAUGGGGUCGCUAUGUGGGCCUUCUCAUAGUAGGCUUCGGGCUCGGUCCCACAGUCCCCAUCACAAUGACCUGGACGGCCGAGAUUUUCCAGCCGCGACACGGAGAGAUUGGCGUUGCGGCUGCUUGCGCUCUCGUUUCUGGUUUAGGGAAUCUAGGAAGUGUGGUGACGAAUUACGCGCUAUAUUCGGGCUGGCCGGAAGACGUGAAGAGGUCGCCGGCGUAUGUGGGAAGUAAUUGGGUGAUGAUUGCGAUCCUUUUCGCAAGUAUUGGGGCGAGUUUUGUUAUGCAGGGAUUGUUGAGGGUUACUAGCAAUACUGUUGCCGUCAAACCUUCUAGACGGGAGUAG